Molecule: messenger RNA, 2379 nt
Organism: Rhizophagus irregularis DAOM 181602=DAOM 197198
Lineage: Eukaryota; Fungi; Glomeromycota; Glomeromycetes; Glomerales; Glomeraceae
Molecular function (GO): RNA binding; ATP binding; RNA helicase activity
Source: RefSeq, a predicted model, not a curated record
AUGAAUUCAAAAAAGCAUACAAAGCCGUUUGGAUUUGGAUUCUCGCAUUCUGGUUCUGCAAAUAGGUCUAAAUCAAUUCUUGAUUCUGAUGAGCAACAACGACAAAAACCUCCUUCACUCGAUUACUUUUCUGAUGAAGAAACCCAGCCCAAAAAGAGAAAGCUGAUUAAGCUUGAUGAUAAUUUAGAAAAAAAGUCUGUUUCAAGUAACAAAUCAGAUACUUUUAAUCUGAACGAGGAUUAUGUUGGUAACCUGGAGGACGAUAGACCACCACCUCCUCGAACCUCAACAGGAAUUCAAGGUUUCGUGCCCCAGGGGUAUAGUACUGAUAAAGAAAUUCAAAGAAAUCGAACCAUUCAACCUGAGAUCAAAUCGAAGGUGAUGGAGGAGGAUGAUGAUGAUCCAUUGGACGCUUUCAUGUUGGACAUCGAUAAUCAAGUUCAAAAAGAAAGUCUCAAUAAACCUCAACAAGAAAAAAUUAGACGUGACGAUAUUGAAGAUGAAGAUUUUGUAGAAAGUUAUGUUAAUCAUAUGAAAAAGAAAGGUAUUGAAGUUGGAAAAAGUCAACGUCCAAUCGAGAAAGAUGAGAAUGUUAAUUCAGACGAAGAGGUUUAUGCUACCGCUCGAGCUAUUGACGCACAACUUGAAUAUGAUUCUGAUGACAAUCCAGUCAUAGAACAAAAGCGGAAAGACAUAGAACCUCUCCAAGCUGUUGAUCAUUCUCAGAUUGAUUAUCCCGAAAUUGAAAAAUUCUUCUAUGAAGAACAUACUGAUAUCGCAAAUUUGUCUAAAGAACGUGUUGAUCAAAUUCGAAAAGAACUUGAUAUGCACGUAUCAGGUGCUGAUGUUACAAAGCCUUGUAUUUCAUUCGCUCAUUUUGGAUUUGAUGAGGCCUUAUUAGAUGUUAUCAUUAAGCACGGAUAUUCAGAACCUACUGGAAUUCAAAAACAAGCGGUUCCUAUCGCACUAUCAGGUCGAGAUAUUAUAGGCAUCGCGAAAACAGGCUCCGGUAAAACUGCGGCUUUUAUAUGGCCAAUGUUAAUACACAUAAUGGAUCAAGAAGAAUUAUCUAAAGGUGAAGGUCCCAUCGGGUUGAUAUUAGCACCCACCAGAGAACUUGCUAGUCAGAUAUUUACUGAAGCUAAAAAGUUUGCAAAGGCUUAUGGUCUGAGAGUUGCAGCAGUUUAUGGAGGUGCUUCGAAAAUGGACCAAUUCAAAGAACUGAGACCAGGCGGAGUUGAAAUUUUAGUUGGUACUCCUGGGCGACUUAUCGAUAUGGUAAAAAUGAAAGCGACAAAUUUUCGACGCGUUAGUUUUUUGGUUCUUGAUGAAGCUGACCGUAUGUUCGAUUUAGGAUUUGAGCCUCAGGUACGGUCAAUAUGUGAUAAUAUCAGACCAGACAGGCAAACAUUGCUAUUUAGUGCAACAUUUCCUAAAAAAGUAGAGGCUCUUGCUCGAGAAGUGACAACAGAACCUGUGAGAAUUUCGAUUGGAUACGUUGGGCAAGCAAAUACCGAUAUAACGCAAGUAAUUGAAAUUUUAACUGAGGACGGAUAUAAAUGGGAUUGGUUAAUCUCACGUUUGGCUUCAUUUUGCGUUGAGGGAAGUGUACUUAUUUUCGUUAGUAGAAAAGGUGGUGUUGACGAAUUAUCUUUAAAUUUGCAACAAUCAGGUUUUGAUUGUGGUGCGUUGCAUGGCGAUAUGAUGCAAGCUGAACGUGAUAAAGUAUUGAGGGAUUUCAAGAAUAAUAAAUUUCCCAUUAUGGUUGCUACGGACGUAGCUGCUAGAGGUCUUGAUAUAAAGGCUGUCAAGACUGUAGUAAAUUAUGAUAUUGCGAGGGAUAUUGAUUCUCACGUGCAUCGUAUUGGUAGAACUGGUAGAGCUGGUGAAAAGGGUACAGCUUAUACGCUCAUUACUCAAAAAGAAGAUAAAUUUGCAGGUGAUUUAGUAAGAAAUUUGGAAUCUUCUGGGCAAGUUGUUCCAAGUUCCUUAAUGGAUUUGGCAAUGCAGAAUGCAAGGUUCAGAAAGUCAAGGCAAAUGAUUCGAGGAGGACGUGGCAGGAGUGGAAGAAGUGGCCGUGGCAGAGGUCGAGGUCGUGGAGGUCGGGGAUCGGGAUCUAGUUCGAAUGCCAUUCCAUUAGGAAGUGGAAGAGCUGGAGGAGGUGCACAAAUACCUCCACCACCACAACUUAGUGCCAGUAGUAAAUCUGAUCGUAGUAAUAAUAUGGGUGGUUUCCAAUCGAAAUUUCAAAUGAAUUUUCAAAAAGCUUCAUCAGCCGAAUCCGAAUUGGGAUUACUGCGUUCUAGCAAUACAGGUUCCUCAUCGACUUCAAAAUCUUCUAGUAGAGAUCAACAACGUAAAAGACGUUGGGAUUCAUAA